Mya arenaria is the source of this 2073-nucleotide messenger RNA. RefSeq names its product major facilitator superfamily domain-containing protein 6-like. Lineage: Eukaryota; Metazoa; Mollusca; Bivalvia; Myida; Myidae. Gene Ontology annotation, cellular component: plasma membrane. The transcript is spliced from 7 exons. Bases 207 to 1865 code for a protein of 552 amino acids. The record is from RefSeq and is a predicted model, not a curated record.
CCUUUAACCUUUAAGGUUGAGUAAGCCACAACAUUAUAAUACAAGGAAUAACAAACCUGGAUGAAAACAGAGAUACUGGCAGACACGGGUCCAAAAACGAUUCCAUAUGUUAUCAAACAGAAAUAUUGUAAACCAAAGGAUUGAUUUAAUGCGCUCCGCGUGUACGGCAACAGUAUAUCCUCGUUCUCCAUCCUGUAGUCGGGGCUAUGGCGACCUCGGAAGUGGAACUGUCCUCUAUUUCCGGUAUGAUUGCCGACCCCCUUGCGGCACCGCCCCCAACGUCGCUUCCGGCGACGGAGACAUCACCGAUCCACAACGGCAACUCUGUCAAUUCCAGCAGCUCCGUCGAAACGAAGACUCCGGAACAGACCUGCGGUAACUGCCUCCCUUUAGAAUGUCUCCGGUGUGAGCUAAAGUUGAGCAAGUUCAAAUCGUUUUUCUUCUUUUUCGGAGGUGCCAUAGGUUGCGUGUUUCCUUAUUUUUCUAUAUACUAUAAACAAUUAGGCUUUGGUCCUAAUCAAAUCGGCGUUAUUGCCGGUGUAAGACCUUUGAUAGGGUUUUGCAGUGGACCGCUGUGGGGCUCUUUAGCUGACCGGUUCCGUGUAAGGCGGAUUAUGCUAUGUUGCAGUGCUUUAGGUUGGUUGAUAUUUAUAACAAGCAUAGGCUUUGUACCACCACCGACACAGUCUGACUCGCAAUGCGUGUAUGUAGCUGAAUUCUUAGGAAAGCCAUAUAAUGGCUCAACACAACCGACCGGACAAGGCGAUGAUCUAAGGGACUACUUUUUUGGUUUACACAAAAAAAAACCCGGUGUGGAUCCCGAAGAGAGUCUGUUUGAAUCACGCGGCUGGGCUUACGACCGCGCGUCUCUUAUGAAGGUCUACGUCAUAAUUAUGGUGCUCGUGGUGCUAGGUGAGCUGGUGCAGUCUCCGUGCGGCGCGCUGGCGGACUCAGGGUGCAUCGAGACGCUUGGAGCGGCGGAAAUGAACAAGUACGGCCACCAGAGGGCGUGGGGAUCACUUGGCCUUGGGGUAUUUUCCAUGUUGGUGGGUGGCGUGAUCAGUGAGACCAGGCGUGAGGUAAGCGUGUGCGGGGAACCGGUCGUUUAUAGCGACUACCGUAUAGCGUUCUACUUCUUCGCCGGCUGCAUGUUCUGCUGUUUCGUUACCACGCUUUUCUUCAGGUUCCAGAAACAAGCGGACGAUCAUAGUGAGUCCCGUCCCCGGCCUAACCCCAUGCGAGUGUUUCGAAUGUUCUGUACCCUCCAUUACGGCUCCUGGCUAUUCACCAUGUUCUUCACGGGCGUCUGUAAUGGCGUCAUUUGGGGAUUCCUCUUCUGGCACCUUGAAAACAUUGGGGCGACUCAGCUAACACUGGGUGUGGCCAACGGUGUAAGCCUGUUCUCUGAAAUGUGCAUGUUCCUUGUGGUAUUCCGGAUCCUUGAACGGACAGGCUGCUUCCUGUUCAUGGGACUUGGUCUACUCGGAUACACUGUCCGAUUUAUCGCCUUCGCCACUAUAGAAAAUCCUUGGAUCGUUCUUCCUUUUGAGGUGCUUCAAGGUUUCACGUUCGCCGGUAUCUGGUCAGUGUUCACGAAAUAUUUGUGCAAAGGUGUACCUAGCGAAUAUCUGGGUACUCUUCAAGGCUUUCUGCACGGGGUAUAUUGGGGCCUGGGAGCUGGUACGGGCCACAUGAUUGCUGGUCUUUCAGUUGAAAAUCUCGGGGCUCGAGUUACCUUCUGGAUGUUCGCUGCUGGUUCGUUCGUUAACGCUGUUGCAUUUCUCAUUAUUCAAAGGUGCACAACUCGUCCGGACGUUUUCGGCCAUUAUGAGGAACUUUCCGAAGAAACCAAGCCUGCAGGAUGAUUCCCAUUAAGACAAUACGGGGGGAAACUGAUAUACAACGCCCUUUUUAAUUUGCUCGAACCAACAAGUGCUAGUAAACAUUUUCCUAUCGCGAUGUAUUUAUAGGAAUGGGUAACAGGUUUUACAAUAUUUAAGCGAUUUGGGAGAAGGUCAUCUGUAUUUACCACACAGAUAUAAAGACCUUCCUUUUCAAUGAAUUAACAUGAGA